Messenger RNA from Aureobasidium melanogenum CBS 110374, 2433 nucleotides. RefSeq lists its product as uncharacterized. The transcript is spliced from 5 exons. The annotation marks the transcript as partial. Gene Ontology annotation, biological process: phosphorylation; phosphorelay signal transduction system. Gene Ontology annotation, molecular function: phosphorelay sensor kinase activity. Lineage: Eukaryota; Fungi; Ascomycota; Dothideomycetes; Dothideales; Saccotheciaceae. The record is from RefSeq and is a predicted model, not a curated record.
GACAGCGACCUUGGCUCGGCGAAGCAAUGGCCAGAGACUCUGCAGUCGCUUGCGCCCUUCAUCUUCACCCUCCAACACCCAGCCGCCAUCUUUUGGGGCGAGGACCUUGCUAUGAUAUACAAUGAAGCCUGGGAAGCAACAUCGCACAGCGCCUUGAAGCAGGGCAGACCCCCGAACGACGCCUUCAGCAAGCACACGACAGACACUCUUCACGACUACUUUCAAGGACGCAUACCGAGACCCAUCGCCGCCACCGAGUUAUCCAGAAAACAUGCCACCUCUACAGAAAAAUCCCCCGUAAUCUGCAGUCCCAUACACGAUAACACAAAGGUCGCUGGCGUUAUGGUACAAGUAUUUAGUAAAACCCAUACCAAUACCAAAGCUCCCAAGGAAGAGACGUCUGAGAAGGACGAAAGCGACAAAGAAUCAUCUGACCACGAGAUGAACGACUACGUAAACCACGAGGAGACCGCGCUGGACCGCCAACCCUUUUUCCAAAAGUUUGCAGAGAUGCUACCCACUGGCCUUGCUAUUUUGAACCACAAGGCAGAUCCAUUAUUCGUCAAUCACCAGUUCCACGAUCUAACGGCUCAUCGCGGUCCUGAUCAGUCUUUCAAGAUGUGGCCCGAAACCAUCCAUCCAGAUGAUUACGAUAGGGUCAUGGCUGAGUAUCACAAGGCCUUCGACUCUCAGACGGAUCUGGAAACAGAGUUCAGGGCUUUUGGUGAGAAUCAGUGGAGACUCUUCCUCAUGCGCCCACUCGGAAAGAACAACCUUCAGCAAUUCGAUCUCCGACAAUUCGGUGGAUAUAUUUGUGCUCUGAUUGAUGUGUCUGAUAUGAAGAAUGCCGAGCUCGCCCAGACUAGAGUUGCAAAAGAAGCUCGCGAAAGGAAACAGCAACAAGAACGCUUUAUCGAUAUGAUCUCCCACGAGAUCAGAAAUCCGCUUUCUGCUGUGCUGCACUGUGCCGAAAAUAUAUUGGAUGCAGUGCAGGAUGGCGAAGCAGUAUCUGACAACAUCGCUGUGGACGAGAUUGUCGAUUCUGUCCACACAAUCCAGCUUUGCGUAGACCAUCAGAAAACACUUGUCGAUGACGUUCUCAGUUUCUCAAAACUUGACGCUUCGAUGCUUUCACUUGCUCCUAGGGCUACAAAACCAAAGGUACAGAUGGCAGAUACCCUCAAGAUCUUCCAGCCAGAACUGCGCAAGCGAGAUGUCGACUUCAGCUAUACCGUCAGACCUGAGUAUGACAGUUGUAACGUUGAUUGGGUCAUGGCAGAUCUCGUGAGAAUUAGUCAAGUGAUUGUCAACCUUAUGACAAACGCCAUCAAAUUUACGACCAAGUCGGAGCGCAAGAAGAAGAUUGAUAUCGAAGUCGCUGCUUCGAUGGAGAGGCCAACGUCAUAUCCGCCUAACGUCGUCUUCUUCAAAACUGAUGAUCUUAGUCUCAAAACAGAUGCAACCGGCAAUCCUGAGUGGGGCGAUGGAGAGCCAUUGUAUAUUAUGGUCGCGGUCAAAGACACCGGCAUUGGUAUCAGCAAAGAGAACCAGACAAAAUUGUUCGAGCGUUUCCAGCAGGCUACGCCAAAAACAGGACAGAUGUAUGGUGGAUCUGGCCUCGGUCUCAAUAUUGCCCGCAAAAUGUGCCAGCUGCAUGGAGGAGAGAUCGGAGUCAGCUCAGUCGAGGGUGAAGGGUCAACGUUUGGCUUCUUCUUCAGAGUCAGACGAGGCAGCGAGCCUGAAGAUGCCGAUAAGCUGGAGCCGGGAGAGCUUUCGGACAAACUCAAACACGAGAAACACAAUAAUUGCGAGUCUGCAUGCGAUCAAGUGGAAACAUCACAUUCUAGAGCUCAAGAUGACGAGUCACAGCGGCAAAAGAAGAGACCGGCCAAUGCAGGACGAAGCUCACAACAGCCAGAUCCAUCUUUCGAGCAAGUGAAAUUUGCUCAGCCUGAAAGCAACAAGCAAGGCAAGCAAGGAGAAUCCGAAAACGCCAAAAGUGCUGCAAAACAGGCCGACAAUGAUUCUGGCCAAUCUGUAGAGCAAAUUUCGAACCAGCACAGUGAUUCAAGACCUACUAUACUUUUCGUUGAGGACAAUCUAAUCAAUCAGAAACUUCUGAAAAAGAAGAUCGAAUCCAAAGGCUUCAACGUUACGACCGCAGAUAAUGGCAAAGAAGCCCUAGACAUGAUCACGUCUCGGUCAUCCGAACACAAGCCUCCAUUUGACUGCGUACUCAUGGACCAGGAGAUGCCCGUCAUGGACGGCAAGACUGCUUCACGAGAGAUCAGGAAGUUUGAAGGCGACAACAAUUUACCAGCGGUCAACAUCAUUGGUGUGACGGCUAAUGUUAGAGAAGAACAACAAAGUGAAAUGACGGAUGCUGGUAUGAAUGAUGUUAUUGCGAAGCCGUUCAAGAUGGAAGAGUUGCUG